Messenger RNA from Nannospalax galili (Upper Galilee mountains blind mole rat), 3643 nucleotides. Its product is annotated as cholesterol 7-alpha-monooxygenase. Gene Ontology annotation, biological process: cholesterol catabolic process; bile acid biosynthetic process; cellular response to glucose stimulus. The record is from RefSeq and is a predicted model, not a curated record. Gene Ontology annotation, molecular function: iron ion binding; heme binding; cholesterol 7-alpha-monooxygenase activity. Lineage: Eukaryota; Metazoa; Chordata; Mammalia; Rodentia; Spalacidae. The coding region runs from base 55 to 1569 and encodes 504 amino acids. The transcript has 6 exons.
CUUCACUUUUCUAACCACAAACUCUGUCUUGAGAAUUUUUCUUGGAUUUGUAAAAUGAUAACCAUUUCUUUGACCUGGGGGAUUACUGUAGUCGUGUGCUGUUGCUUAUGGCUUAUCUUUGGAAUAAGAAGAAGGCAAGUAGGUGAACCACCUUUGGAGAACGGGCUGAUUCCAUAUCUGGGCUGUGCUCUGAAAUUUGGAGCCAAUCCUCUUGAGUUCCUGAGAGCAAAUCAAAGGAAACAUGGUCAUGUUUUCACCUGCAAACUAAUGGGAAAAUAUGUCCACUUCAUCACAAACUCCUUGUCAUACCACAAAGUGUUAUGUCAUGGAAAGUAUUUUGAUUGGAAAAAGUUUCACUACACCACUUCUGCGAAGGCAUUUGGACAUAGAAGCAUUGACCCAGAUGAUGGAAAUACCACUGAAAACAUCACCAACACUUUCACCAAAACCCUUCAGGGUGAUGCCUUGAAUUUGCUCUCGGAAGCCAUGAUGCAAAACCUCCAAUUAGUCAUGAGACCUCCUGGCCUCCCUAAAUCAAAGAGUGCUUCCUGGGUCACAGAAGGGUUGUAUGCUUUCUGCUACCGAGUGAUGUUUGAAGCUGGCUAUUUAACUCUGUUUGGCAGAGAUAUUACAAAGCAAGACACACAAAGAGAGCUUAUUCUAAACAUCCUUGACAGCUUCAAGCAGUUUGACCAAGUCUUUCCCGCACUGGUGGCAGGACUUCCCAUUCACUUAUUCAAGACUGCUCACAAAGCUCGGGAAAAGCUGGCUGAGGGCUUGAAGCAUGAGAACCUCUCCAGGAGGGACCAGGUCUCAGAACUGAUCCGCUUGCGCAUGUUUCUCAAUGACACGCUCUCAACCUUUGAUGACAUGGAGAAGGCCAAGACGCACCUGGCUAUCCUCUGGGCAUCACAAGCAAACACCAUUCCUGCGACCUUCUGGAGCUUAUUUCAAAUGAUCAGGAACCCUGAAGCAAUGAAAGCAGCCUCUGAAGAAGUGAAUGAAGCAUUGCAGAAUGCUGGCCAGAAGCUCAGCGCUGAAGGAAACCUCAUUUACUUGGAUCAAAUGCAACUGAAUGACCUGCCAGUCCUAGAUAGCAUCAUCAAGGAGGCUCUACGACUGUCCAGUGCUUCCCUGAACAUCCGGACAGCCAAGGAGGAUUUCACUCUGCACCUUGAGGAUGGUUCCUACAACAUCCGAAAAGAUGACAUCAUAGCUCUUUAUCCACAGUUAAUGCAUUUGGAUCCCCAAAUAUACCCAGACCCUUUGACUUUUAAAUAUGAUCGAUACCUCGAUGGAAACCGGAAGGCAAAGACUACCUUCUACAGCAAUGGAAUCAAGUUAAAGUAUUACUACAUGCCGUUUGGAUCAGGAGCUACCAUAUGUCCUGGAAGAUUAUUUGCUGUCCAAGAAAUCAAGCAAUUUUUGAUUCUGAUGCUUUUGUACUUUGAGCUGGAGCUUGUGGAGAGUCAUGUGACGAGUCCCCCUCUAGAUCAGUCCCGUGCUGGCUUGGGAAUUUUGCCACCAUCAAAUGAUAUCAAAUUUAGGUAUAAACUCAAAAAUUUGUGAGUGUGAUUGGAAGAAGAGGACACUAGAUGAUGUCACUGGACUAUGAAGAACUGUCAUUGAACAGGCCUUUAGGAAAAAUGCAGUUAGUGGCUAUGGAAGUGACUGAGUAGGUCUGGUUCUGUUCAGCAAUGCUCCCUAGAGGCUCUGACUGUGGUAGUGGAAAGAACUAACACCUUGAGUACCACACUUCGUUCUUCCUGCAUCAGUUAGUGACUGUCCAUAUAGCCCAGGGCCUGAACAUCGUUACUUUCAGAAGAAAUAUCUUUUAUUUUUAUUCUUAAAAUGAAGAUAAUCCAAUUGGCAGGAUUUUUUUUCCUAAGGAAAUUGCUUUACUUUAAUGAAAACCACUCAUUAAUUAUGAAAAGGAUUUAAAUUCACGUUUUAGUGAAACUAUUAUUUUGACUAGUGAGGUUUUUCAGGUGUGAGAACAUAUUAUAAAAAUAUUUUAAAGGAUCAUAUCAGAUCUUUGCAUAAAAAAGAAAUACUAUUUGGCUUUCUCCAUGACCAGAACAUUUAAAAUGGUGUUAGUGUCCUGGAAACAGAAAGGGAAGUUUCCACACUUUUCUUCUAUGUUUUAAUUUAUUGUUGCUUGAAACUCUCAUUUCAAUUUUCAACUACUUUAUCUCUGUAAAUAUAGAUUUGGUACCAUACCAAGGAGAAGAAUUUGUUUCAGAGAUUGAAAAGGCACCUUUUUUUGGUCAGGUGUGGUGAUGCACACAUUUACUUUCAGCACUGAGGAGGCAGAGGCAGGCGGAUCUCUGUGAAUUUGAGACCAGCAUGGUCUACUGGAGAUUCUGGGUCAGCCAGGCUACAUAGUGAGACCUUGCUUAAAAAAAAAAUCCAAACAAACCAAAACAAAAAAGUUUUUACUUUUCCUGUAAUCAUAAACAUGCAUCAGUGUAAAAGGGAAAUUUUAAAUUAAAACGCUAUGAGAAUGACUAUUUAAAAUCUUUAGUUAUGAAAUACAAAGAGUUCAUUAAGUGCAGCUUGACAUUGUUAUUUAAGAACAUUUUAUGUUUUACCCUUAAAUAACUUGUAAAGAAUAAUAAUUAAAAGCUGUAUUAUGUUUAAAUACUGUGUGCAAUAAUGCUUUGGUAAAGUACUUUAUUAAGAGUUAUCUACUAUGCUAUUUUUACCGAUAUAUUUAUAUGUAAAUUAUAUUUAUCCUUUUCUUAUGAAUAUUAAGAAAAUUUUGCAACACUUGGCAAUUAUUCACCUUUCAGAAAUGAAUCCAUUAAUAUUUGUGUUUUAACUUUUGAAAUAGAAUGUUUAAAUUAUUCUUCCACUGAUAAGCUUGCAGUAAUUUUUCUGGAUUCAUUCAAAAUAUUCACAUUUUCAAACAACUAAUAAUAUUAAAAGUAAUCAUUCACUCAAAAUUCACUCUCAGAUUACAUAAAAUUCAUUAAAAUGCUUUGUGGGAGGGGGCAAGUCAAGUACUCUAAUAAAUACAUAGUGAGCUACUUUCAUAGUCCUUGAUAUACUUUUAAACUUUUAAAAUCUGAUCACUUAAUAUUAUCAUGGAAUUAUCUCUUAAGGAGGAUAUGUUCUUUUCUUUUUCUUUUUGAAGCCUGCUGUCCAGGCUGUGGUUGGAACUCUCUCUAGGUACUCCAAGAAACCUUUGAGUUCACUAUACUUCUUCCUCUUUUGAGGAGGUUAUUUUCCAUAUCAAGAAAGCUAACAUGUUUAGAUGAGGCUGAGGAUUAACAAAAUUCUGUUUCAGACAACCUGUAAUGAACUGCACUUCUAAUGUGUUUACCAAAUGGAUUUUGUGACUCUCUGAAUGCAUUCAUACAUCUUUCCACAACUUCUUAAAAGUGUAUAUUCAUUAUGCAAAAUGAUGGUUUUCAUUAUGAUACUCUGUUCCAGGUCUUUAUUCUUGUUCAGUGGUGGUUAGCAAUUGAUAACCUGUGCACCAAAGGUAUCCCUCUUGCUUUUGUGCAGCCUAAGAGCUAAGAAUAUUUUUUUAUGUUUUAAACACUUAGAAAAUAAAUCAAAAGAAUAUUUUGGGUCAUGUGAAAAGCAUAUGAAAUACAGAUUCAUAUAUCCUUAAAUAAAGUUUUAUUGGGACAUGGCA